Messenger RNA from Hibiscus syriacus, 594 nucleotides. RefSeq lists its product as uncharacterized. Lineage: Eukaryota; Viridiplantae; Streptophyta; Magnoliopsida; Malvales; Malvaceae. Bases 1 to 594 code for a protein of 197 amino acids. The record is from RefSeq and is a predicted model, not a curated record. The transcript has a single exon.
AUGAGGGCAGAUGCAGUGCCAUUUAUUUCUAACACUUUUAUGAUUAAGGAUAUUUGGAAUGAUAUUAGACCUAAAGGACAGAAAGCUACAUGGCAUAAGCUCAUCUGGUUUCCCAUGCAUAUACCGAAACAUUCCUUAAUUGUGUGGAUGGCUUUACAAGACAGAUUACCAACUAGAGACCGCCUGCAACGAAUGGGAAUUAGCAUUGAUUCAGUUUGCGUAAUCUGUAACAGCUUGCAAGAGACAAGAAACCACCUAUUUUCUAAGUGUUCUAUAGCUGCUUGCUUAUGGAAUUCUAUUUUGAACUUGAAUGGAAUGAAUCCUACGAACUUAGCUUGGGAGGAAACAGUUGCUACAGCAAUCAAUUCAUGGAAAGGGAAGUCUCUUCUCACCUUCAUUUUGAAGAUUGCUUGGUCUGCUUUUAUUUAUACUGUUUGGCAGGAAAGGAAUCAGCGUAUCUUCCAGAAACGGUCAAGAUCUGCUGAAAAUUUGCUUAAUGAAAUCAUUGAUGUUGUUCGGUUUAGUCUUAGGGGGAAAAACUUCAAUAGACUUGAUAGUACUAAUCUUAACCUAUGUAAUGUUUGGGGCUUAUAG